AUGUUGAUUGCCAUUACUGUUGUAUUUCCGAACGCCAAUGCCUUACCAACUAUCGAUGCUGAAGACAAAAGAGAAUCCAACUUUGCUACAAGAGAUGUGAACUUCCCUUUGCAAGAUGUGAGUCCUUUUUUUUUCUUUACUAUUUCUCUAUUUCUUAGUAAUUUCUUAAAAUUACUUGUCUAUCUAUCUAUCUAUCUAUCUCAUUCUGUUCACAUUUAUCUCAGUCUGUUCAUAUCUAUCUAUCUAUCUAUCUAUCUAUCUCUUGUUCAUAUCUAUCUAGCUAUCUAUUUAUCUUCUCUUGUUCAUAUAUAUAUAUAUAUAUAUAUAUAUAUAUAUAUCUCAUUCUGUUCAUAUCUCAUCCUGUUAAUAUCUAUCUAUCUAUCUAUCUAUCUAUCUUACUCUUGUUCAUAUCUAUCUAGCUAUCUAUUUAUCUUCUCUUGUUCAUAUCUAUCUAUCUAUCUAUCUAUCUAUCUAUCUAUCCUCAUUCUGUUCAUAUCUCAUCCUGUUAAUAUCUAUCUAUCUAUCUAUCUAUCUAUCUAUCUUACUCUUGUUCAUAUCUAUCUAGCUAUCUCUUUAUCUUCUCUUGUUCAUAUCUAUCUAUCUAUCUAUCUAUCUAUCUAUCUAUCUAUCUAUCUCAUCCUGUUAAUAUCUAUCUGUAUCUAUUUAUCUCAUCCUUGUUCAUAUCUAUCUAUCUAUUUAUCUAUCUUAUCUAUCUAUCUAUCUAUCUAUCUAUCUCUAUCUAUCAUCAUUCUGUUCAUAUCUCAUCCUGUUAAUAUCUAUCUAUCUAUUUAUCUAUCUAUCUAUCUAUCUAUAUCUAUCUAUCUAUCUAUCUAUCUAUCUCAUUCAUUAUCUAUCUCUAUCUCUUUAUCUUCUCUUGUUCAUAUCUAUCUCAUAUCUAUCUAUCUAUCUAUCUCAUUCUGUUUCAUAUCUAUCUAUCUAUCUAUUAAUAUCUAUCUAUCUAUCUAUCUAUCUCAUCCUGUUCACUUUUAUCUCAGUCUGUUCCUAUCUAUCUAUCUAUCUAUCUAUCUAUCUAUCUAUCUUACUCUUGUUCAUAUCUAUCUAGCUAUCUAUUUAUCUUCUCUUGUUCAUAUCUAUCUAUCUAUCUAUCUAUCUAUCUAUCUCAUUCUGUUCAUAUCUCAUCCUGUUAAUCUAUCUAUCUAUCUAUCUAUCUAUCUAUCUAUCUCAUCCUGUUCAUAUCUGUAG
Messenger RNA from Acanthosepion pharaonis, 1203 nucleotides. The record is from the annotation of a GenBank genome assembly. NCBI's taxonomy places the organism in Eukaryota, Metazoa, Mollusca, Cephalopoda, Sepiida, Sepiidae.